AUGAGCACAUUCACUAUACCCCGGAAGGAGAUUGGCGAGCCGUCGCCGGCGCAUUUGAAAGAGGUGACUACUUCCAGGAGCGUCGAAUCGACGUGGGAUGCGCCUGAGGAAGCGCAGCGCGAGAAGAAGCGCAAGUUCUUGGGUGCUGGGACUGGCGCAACAGCAUGGGCGCUGUCGGAUCGCUUUGAUCGCGUGCUCCCGCCGCAUAAGCGAUACUUUGGCCGGAGUCGCCGGACUCUACUUAUCGUUAUACUCGUCGCAUUUUUAUGCCUUCUGGCACUCAUAAUUGGUCUUGCGGUUGGCUUGAGCGGUGGCUCGAAGAAGGCGAGAUUCCUUCCUCUUCCGAACGGUGCCGAGACUUAUACUGGAGACCUUACAUACUAUGACCCGGGUCUUGGCGCUUGCGGUAUUGACUCGGGGGACAAUGAUGCAGUAGUCGCCGUGUCGCACUAUACCUUCGAUGCGGUGCAGACAGGUAGUGACCCGAAUCAGAACCCGCUGUGCGGUCGAAAGAUUCGCGCUACGAGAGUGGAUGAGCGGACCGGCAAGUCAGUCAGCAUUGACGUGACUGUUAUUGAUAGGUGUACUGGAUGUGAACCCACUGAUAUCGAUCACUUCAUGCCCAUCGCUUCACUCUUUCGCAAAGACUCUCCAAAAGCCAAGAAGUCUUACCAAGGCGUCACGAUCUCGCAACCAUAUUCACCUAAACCCGGCACUCCCUCACACGCAUCACUUGAAACAUUAGGAAAAUUCCCAAGCGAAUCGAAACAACUCGAAGGCCGUUCACGAUAUAACCAGGGCUACAGCCCGCUCGAUUCGCACAACUCAUCCAACCCGUCGACUAACUCACAGCCUCACCUACCACAUCUGUCCGCCAUCCCACCAGCUCUGCACAUCAGGAAGAGCUUGCCGACCGUGCGUCUUCACACGAGCGACAACUUUGAAGAAAUCGAUCCAGGAACAUUGAAGCACUACAGCACCGAAGCUCCACCAUCCUUCGUUAAAGAAGUCGACGACAAAAUCGCCCGGAAUUUCGACGUCGAAUCUCUCUACAGCCCCGACACGGUCGAAAAAGACUACUUCACUAACCCUGCCGAAAGCUCCGAGCCCACGAGAAAUCUGUCACUCGGCUCGAACAAGGGUCGAUACGCACCGAAGCGCGAAACGAAAGCUCUCGUGAGGAAUAUUUCUGCGGGCCCGUAUUCUACUUCAGACACCCUGACGGGCAACGAAGACAAGGAAGGCGUGAAGGAGAAUAUGAACAAUCACAGAACCUUCUGGUUCUUGCUCGCUUUUGUCGUCGGUGCGAUGGCAGUUGCAGGGAUUGUAUUGGCGACGGUGGCGGUACAAAAGAGGGCUCUGACGAGUACAAUGGUGACUGUAGUUCUUGGUCUAUCGUCGCAAGGUGUGACUGUGACGGAAACGCCGAGCAUGGAUUUCACUACGCCAUCAUUGACAUCUACAUAUGAGCCGACGACACUUGCGUUGCAUAUGAGUCACCAUCCAAAGGCAAAGAUGACGUCCUCUACAGUUGUGUCAAAUCAAGUUCUGAACUCGGUUACGGAGAGAGAAGAAGCGAUCGCUUUUGACGCGCCCGAUCAGACGACGCUGUGUACGACAACGACGAUAGUGACGCUUACAAGUACAGUUUAUGCCGGACAUAUGAGAGAGGAGCGGCGAAGUGUGGCAAUAACGAGCUUAAGGGGUCUGAAGGGACUAUAUGUUGCGCCAGACCUGGAUGCCAUUCUGAAAAGAACCAUCAUUCCGCACCAUCCAUACACAACAACCACUGCAACGCAGCAUAAAACCUCAAACGAGAAACCUCUACCAGGACCUCCGAUCGCAAAUGCCGCAGCACCUAGAAUCGUAGCACCGUCGCUGUUCCACAAGCGAAUUCCGCCAGCUACCGCUCCAGAUAGGCCUGUCGAGAAAUUGAGCUUUUUAGAAGCGUACUUGGACCUCGCGAAUUUCGCUGUAGGACUUUGUACCGAGAGACAGGUCUAUAUCAACAAACCAGCUGGAUUCCAUUUCUCCGAAGACGACGAGAUGGCCAAUAGACUCGCUCAAUCAUUGUGUGCAACCGCACUUCCCCCUUGUGACUACACAGCGACAUGUCUCGGAGAAAAAGAAUGGUAUGAAAUAUACAUCGAAGCGAAGAGGGAUUGCGCAAUGCCCAUGCCAACACCGACAGACAGCGGUAUCAAGGGUAUCCCGGGAUUCGUGGAUACAGUGGAAGAAUUUUGUGGCAAGCUGGGGAAGUAUGUGAAGGUUGGAGGGGUGUGUGGAUCCAGCAAGCCUGUCAGUGAUGGGUGGGAGGUCGUUCCAGUAGCCAACCUUCCUACUCCACCAGUCAUUCCCAUUACCAACAUACCCACUCCACCACCAGCCCUUCCUCUGGUCAACACAACCACCCCACCCGGCUUCGGCGUCCUCCCAACCCACGACUUCCUCACACCGCCUCCCCCUGACAGCUAUCCCUUCCCUAUCCCCACGGGUUCUGUGAGUCCGAACAUCGUACCCAAGGGGGAACAAAUCGGCGACCUGACGUUCUUCAACCCGGGCCUGGGGGCAUGCGGCUUCCCUGCAAUCCUCGACAAUGAAUUCGCCGUCGCGAUAUCCUGGGUGUUAUUCGACACUGUCCGCGAGAUUGGUGGUUCAUCGCUCGAGCGCGAUUGGCAAGGCGAAUUACCUGAUGGGAUUUCGUGGCAGUCCAGCGCGCUGUGUAAUCGUUGGGUUAAUGUUUGGAUGGGUGAUGGGAAGGGUGGGAAGGGCGCGGAACAUGCGUUGGUAAUGAGGGAUAGAUGUAUUGCGUGCAAUGUGACGUAUUUGGAUAUUCAGAAGGGCGUGUAUGAGAGAAUUUGGGCGAAUGCUUCAGAGGGGAGGGUGCAGGUUACGUGGGAGUGGAUGCAGGAGAGGCCGACUAGUUUGCCGGGGUUGAGCUGGAGGGAAAUGCUUGGUUUGAAAUUGGACGAAAGUCAAGAAGAACCUGUCACAAUGAUGCCUUUCAAGCUGAAAAUUCUCAUGUCGUGA
Molecule: messenger RNA, 3030 nt
Organism: Parastagonospora nodorum SN15
Lineage: Eukaryota; Fungi; Ascomycota; Dothideomycetes; Pleosporales; Phaeosphaeriaceae
Exons: 7
Coding region: 1-3030 (1009 amino acids)
Source: RefSeq, a predicted model, not a curated record